Messenger RNA from Acanthocheilonema viteae, 4350 nucleotides. The record is from the annotation of a GenBank genome assembly. NCBI's taxonomy places the organism in Eukaryota, Metazoa, Nematoda, Chromadorea, Rhabditida, Onchocercidae.
AUGGAUGAAACUGACAAUAUUGUAAUAGAAGAUAAUUGCCCGAUAGGAGAAAACGAUGACAAUGAAGUGGUGUACCCAAAACAGAAAGUUACGCAGAGAAGUGCGAUUUAUGAACAUGGAUUUGAGACAGAAGGCGGAUAUAGUAUCCGUGAAGGCAAUACUUCCAAAGUUAAGCAUGAGGAAUCUGAUUUCCCGGAGUCUGCAUUAACAACAAAACAUCAUGGAGAAGUAUUUGUAGAGAGGACAUGUUCGCAUUUUGAAAUAAGUAAAGACGAAAAUUUUGGUGCUGACGAGUUUGAUGCCACUGGUGAAGAUAUUCAAGAAAAUCAAUGUAGUGAUGAAAGUAAUGCUGAGAACGUCAUUGAGUUAAAGCAAAGCUCAUCGGAGAUAUCUCAAAAUAAGGUUGUGGAAGCCACGCAUGAUGGUCCUGAAACAGCAGAAAUUCGAAGUGUUUAUAAUGCUGGAAAAUCUCAUUCACAAGGUCCGAAACAUUAUAUCCCUCCAGGUUGGGUUUAUCAUGGCGAAAGUGACGGGCAUCGAUAUUAUAUAGGUUGUGCAGGAGAGAUGUAUUCAGUGGACAGAGAUGGUUACUGGUACAUGCAGGAUAGCAGCGGCAAUUUCAUCCCAUACAACGGUUACCAAUAUAAUCGCGGAGCGCACAGCUCCUUGUUUCCACGUGAUAGUCAAGGACGGUUUAUUUUACCAACCAAUGCACGUGGUGAAAAAGCUUUUCCAGUGGAUACAAAUAACAUGCCAAUUUUUCCGUUCGACACAAUGACUCAUUUACCUACUUUUCCUGUAGAUGAAAAUGGGCAACCCGUAUUUCCAACUAGUGCUCUCGGAAGACCCAUUGUACCGGUCGAUACAAACGGCCUGGCUAUAUUUCCUCGUGACGCAAAUGGUCGGUUCAUAUUUCCGUCUGGACCGAAUGGCAAGCCUACAGCACCUGUAAACAUCUAUGGGAUCCCAGUAAUGCCGUUGGAUGAACAAGGCAAACCAGUAGUACCUUACGAUGCGAGUGGAAUACCUCUCAUUCAUUUGGCCAGUGAUGGUAGUUUUGUCAUCCGUGUUUCUGUGUUUUUUAUCAUGAAAGAUUUCAGCUUAUUUUUAGCCUUUUCAGUCUACGGUAUAACUCCUCUUACCGAAGAAGAAUACCAGUACUCUUUGCAGUGGAACUACUAUUACAGCCGUUACUAUAAGAAUACUGCAGAACAAGCCUUCACAAUAGGAACUGUUGGAAAUGAGUCAUUCUCUAAUUUGACGUUACCCAACCGCUGCUGUUCUAGCACUUCAAAAAUAAGCGGUUCAAGUCAGUCUGUGGCACAGCUGACGACUACGGAUGAUACGUAUGAACAAAAAGCGAAGAAUAUGAAAUUGCUGAAAAAGGUUCGGCCUGAGGACAUCGAUUUGCCACCAUGCGUGCCACCUCCACCAUCAACACAGCCUUCAGCUUUAGUUUCGGAUGGAUCAGCUUUAUCUGAAGUGGAGAAAAAAACACCUGAUCCUGCUUUGAAAGCAAAGACCAAAAAAAUGAUUGAAAUGCAGCUAAAAUUCUCACGCAAAAAGUUACGUGAUGCAAUUAAUUCUUCAGUUGCAGUACUGCCCUCCAGUGAAAUAAUGAACACAUCCGUUGAGCAUGCACCGCAACAACCGAGCGACUCACCGGAAAAUAUUGACAAAAUAGAAUCACCAAAAGAAUGUCCUCCUCCUCCUCCGAUUCAUGUUCCAACUCCAGAUCCGCCUAUACGAGCAGAACCUGAUAAUAAUAUGGGAAUCAAGAAACCAUUCAAUGUAGCAGUCGAUGGCACGCCGAAAUCACUGGAUUCACAGGUCAUCCAAAAAUUAAACAGAGAUUCUAAUGGUGAUUCCGGAAUAAUGGAGACAUUGACGGAACCCAUUCCAAUCAUUCUAAAUGUAUCAGACACUGCAGUCAAAACAUCAGUUGAUAUCACGAUGAAUUUUGAAAAUCCGAAAUUGUUUUCGGAAGCGAAAGUUGAUGAAUGUAUCUCUGGAUUGAAAGAUGGAGAAAUUACUUCUGGAAAGCAGCCAGAACUUGCCUUGACAGAUGUUGCAGUUAAAUCGAAUAUUGCUUUGGGAAAGCAACCUCACGAUAAAAAAGAUAUUGAGGAAGAAAAGAUGGGAACAAAAACUCGAUCACCUGUUGGUAAUAAUUGUGAGUCAAAAUUGGAGAAUCAGAUAUUGCAAAAGCAUGAUGAUAAGAAUGAAUCUAUUUCGGCUUCACAUGAAAAACGUUCUGAGAAAAAAAUUCAUCAUCGUAAUGGGACGAAAGAUAAAAGAAGACGAAGAAGUGGGAGCAGAGAUCGACAUUCACGAAGUCGAUCGUUAUAUCGUGAUUCACAUCAUAGAAGCCGUUCCCGAGGGGCAAAACAUGGAAGUCGAACUCGAAGUCGUACACCACGUGAUUAUUACUAUCAUAGCAAAUAUCGUUCUCGAAGUCGAGAUCGAUUCUAUAGAUACGAGGGUUUUUCCUACGACCGUCGUAGUUAUCGACGUUAUUGGACACCUGAUGCUGAAGAUAGAUAUUCGUAUCGAAGACGACACUCCUCAUCUAGAGGCAGAUCAUCAAGACAUGAAAGGAGUGCAAGCCGAGACAUAACACCAACAGCUGACAAAUCAAGCAGAAGCCAUAGUUAUUAUGAGCGAUCAAAAAGUCGUACUGAAUCACCAAUUGUUUCACGGCAUUCUUCUGGCGCACGUUCGAUUUCUCAAUGUAAGACCACGGAUAGUCGCAAUCGAAGCUCCAGUUGUCGUAAUUCUCCGGAAUAUGAUAUUCCACAAAUAGAACGUGAAUCCGAAAAGUCGCCUUUGCAACGAACUGAAAAUCUGGAAUCCAUUGACAGUGCAACUAAUAUGCACAAAUCAUUUCAUCAUUCAGCAAGUCCUCGCAGAGAAAAGAAUUUGGUAAAAGGCCUCGAAGUUAGAGCUGAGAAACUAAAGAAACACAAGAAAACAAAAGAAAGGCAUAGAAAAAGAAAAAAGAGUCACCACAGGAAAAAGGAUAAGAAAAAGCCAAGUCCGGCUGAAAGCGAAUUAGAUGAGAAAUGUAAAGCGUCAUCAGUACUGUUGAAAGAAAUAGAUUUGGAUCUGAAUGCAUUGAGACAAUUAGCAGAUGAAGGAACAGAAGAAACAGGUGCCAACAGAAAAAAAGAAUCCAUUGAUUGUAAAAAUGAAAGGAUGAAAAAGAAGAAGGAGAAAAAAAAGAAGAAAGAGCGUCGCAAUACUAGCACGGAAAAAAAUGACGUCACAAAAAAGGCCUCACGCGAAACAUUGGAAGAUGGCGAAAUCAUCACCGGGAAAGACAUGUCACCAAAAGCGAGGGAAAAAGUAGUUAAUUAUGGUACAUCUGAGUCAGAAGAAGAAAAAAAUAGUACGGAGGGACCGAAAAACCCUGCUGAACAGCUAAUCGAAAAUUAUAAUACAAAAGGUGUUCCUCCAACGAUAAAAUUAACAGCGAACUCUAAAGCGACAGAAAAUUCUACCAAAUUUGAAGAGGAUGCUGGCAUUAUUCGGUCGUCGGUUUUGUCGUUUGGUUUUGUUGAUGAAUUACUGAAGGUUCCUGCAAAUAUUGCCAAUAUGUCAAAGUUCGAAAAGAGCGUGAAAUCAGAUUAUGAACCGAUAAAUCCUAAGAGAGAAACGAAGAUUACAGUGGACCUCGAAGACGAUGGGAUUUCCAGUAAACUUAAAGAUUCGACCAUCGAUUUCAACGAAAUUACUGCUCGAGAAGCAGAAAAACUAAAAGCGGGUAAUAUCACGGAAGCAAUGAAUAAAUUGAAGGAACUGCGUGGGUAUGUCACAUCGAAAGUGACAGUUUCAAAUUCGGCCACUGAAACGGAAGUAAUAAAACAAUUUAACAGAGCAACUGGCAAUGAUUCCACAUUUGUUGGCCAUAGUUUAGUCAAUGUUCCGUUACCAAAAGGAAUGCAAGUAGCAGUUGAUGUUACUGAACGAGUUGGACAAACUGCGACAUCUAAAGUUCGAACCCAAGAAGCAUGUACAAGUGCUAAGAUCGAUUUGAUGGAUAGAGAUGUGAGGAGAAAAAAAGAAAUGCUUAAACGAAAAUGGGAAGAAGAUGAAGAAGAUGAGUUGAGCAGAUUAAGAUAUGAAGCAUUGCGAAGCAAAACGCGAAGGUUAAUGAAUGAUCUAAAAGCUGAACGGCGUCGCUUAAAAAGAGAGCGCCUGCGUGCUACCAUCGCAAUGCGACGAGCUCGUGAACGAUCGGUUGGUGCUAGUGUUGAUGAGAUUUUGCUUGCCGAUACUUCCGAUAGCAGCGAAACAGAUGAUUCCGAAGAUUAUUCAUCCUCACAUAAAGCCAUCCAGCUGGCCGGUUGA